Molecule: messenger RNA, 2090 nt
Organism: Trichoderma virens Gv29-8
Lineage: Eukaryota; Fungi; Ascomycota; Sordariomycetes; Hypocreales; Hypocreaceae
Exons: 3
Coding region: 1-1575 (524 amino acids)
Source: RefSeq, a predicted model, not a curated record
AUGAUGAGUAACAGAUUGCUGGACAUGGUUGCAAGUAUUCAUGUUAUCAGCGUUAUCCAGCGUUCAGAUUCAUCAGGGAGACGUCUAUUACACUUCUGGUCUGUCACGCCUAUCCUGUUCCUACGUGUACUUAGAUGGACGCAAUUCGCUAAUUCUCGCCAAGAUGCAGAAUCCCCUCAAAGCAAAGUUAAAGCCUGCCGAGAUGCGUUGUUUCUUGCAGACCCAAUCGUCGAUCGGGAAAUUCUCAAAAGCACAAAAGGCCAAAGGACUGCCGGCACCUGUGAAUGGAUCAGAGACAAUGAAGCCUACCGAUCUUGGCUGAAUGGUGGCUCCCAAUGUCUCUGGAUUUCUGGUGGCCCUGGCAAGGGGAAAACAAUGCUUUCUAUCUUUCUAACCGAAGAACUCGAAAGACGCACCCAAGAAACCGAGACCGCAGAGCUGCUUUUGUUCUACUUUUGUACUGCAGACGAGAAACAUAACAACGCCGUGGCUAUUCUUAGGGGUUUGGCGUAUCAGCUGGUCAGCAAGCGCCCAAGCUUGGCCAACCAUGUCUUGUCAGACUUUGAAAGUCCCAAGAAAACCGAAGAAACGCUAAAGUCUCCAAGUGCUCUCUGGAUCACAUUGGAAAAACUCCUACAAGCUCCCAACCUUGGCACGGUCUUCUGUAUCCUCGACGGACUUGAUGAAUGCGAUAACGAUUCAUCAACACUGCUAAUUGGCAAAUUUUAUGAAUACUUUUCGGAGAGUUCAAACAUAAGUGGUGGGCAGUUCAAAUUAGCCAUUAUUAGUCGGAAGAUUGAUAGGCUGGAUGCAUUUCCUCAGAUAAAACUGGAUCCUGACAAUGACGAACAUGUCAAAGGCGACAUUCGACAUUACAUCGCCAGCAGCGUCCAAAGACUAGAAUGGAUACAAGGCUUCAAUGAUAUUCGCGAGAGUCUCGAGGCCAUCCUUCUAAAUCGAUCCCAAGGCACAUUCCUAUGGGUCGGCUUCGUUAUGGAAGAGCUAUCGAAAAAAAGGACCUGUACCGAAAUCAUGGAAGCUUUAGACGGUAUUCCUCGAGGGCUGCAUGCAAUUUAUGGCCGAAUGUUGAUGCAGAUUGAAGCUAGUCGGCGACCCAUCAUCAUCGACAUCUUACGAUGGGUUACUCUGGCCGUCCGGCCUCUGACAUUACAUGAAUUGAUGGCAGUCAUCCAUAUCCCGUCUACUGGGAAAACGAGUAAUGAUCAGGCCAUUCUAGAUUAUAUCACUCUAUGCGGGCAUAUUCUCACAGUUCAUAACCAGCAAGUCAGCCUGAUCCACCAAUCAGCGAGGGACUACUUAUUGCAAAAGAGCGCUGACGGCGACCCAAUACUUGAGGAGUUUCAGAUUACAGCGGAAGAAACGCAUGCUAGACUCGCAGAAAUGUGUCUUGACUGUCUCGAGAAGAGCGAUUUACGCUAUACAUCUCUAGAUACAAAGGAUGUCUUAGUUCUACAGAAGUCUCCUCUAUUACACUACGCCGUACAGCACUGGCCAGAACAUGCAAGGCGGUGUUCAGAUGCGGAUAAGCUACAGAGCAACGGGAAAAUUCUUUGAUUUUCUCCACUUGGACAUCCUCGAUCCAGCUUUAUUACACAUUGCCUCUCACUUCGGGAUCCGUAUAUUGGUUCGGAAGCUGCUUACGAAGAAUGCUUGGUACAACUGGUUUUCAAGUUUUAUCCUCGGAAAACCUCUCGCCGUAAAUCAAUUGAAGGGUCCAGAUGGCAGCACAGCCCUAAGCAUAGCUGCCAGUGAAGGCCAUUUAACAACUGUGCAGCUACUGAUUUCAAAAGGCGCUGAUGUUAAAGAUAUUGGUGCGCUGAGAGAGGCUAUCCACGGAAGCCACAGCCCAGCUAUUGUGGAGCUACUGCUUGCAAAUGGCGCUGAUGAUGAAAAUGACGAGGCGCUGAAAUGGGCUGCUGGCAGAGGCCAUAAGGCUAUUGUGCAGCUUCUAAUUGCAAAGGGCGCUGAUAAUGGCGAGGCGCUGGAGUGGGCUGCUGACGGAGGCCAUAUAGCUAUUGUGCAGCUUCUAAUUGCAAAAGGCGCCAAUGUCAAAAAUACAGGUAAUAGUG